Acaromyces ingoldii is the source of this 3027-nucleotide messenger RNA. RefSeq lists its product as hypothetical. Gene Ontology annotation, molecular function: RNA polymerase II cis-regulatory region sequence-specific DNA binding; DNA-binding transcription factor activity, RNA polymerase II-specific. Bases 358 to 3027 code for a protein of 889 amino acids. The record is from RefSeq and is a predicted model, not a curated record. Gene Ontology annotation, cellular component: nucleus. Lineage: Eukaryota; Fungi; Basidiomycota; Exobasidiomycetes; Exobasidiales; Cryptobasidiaceae. Gene Ontology annotation, biological process: regulation of transcription by RNA polymerase II. The transcript is spliced from 2 exons.
CAAAACCUGAAGGGUACUCCCUUGCCCCCGCCGCUCCUCUUGCUAUCCGUCUCUACCACGCCCUGUGUGAAAAAAAGGGGAGGGCAAGAGGAAGGGAAAACAAAAAGAAGAAGAAAGCAAGACAACAGGCCGGCUCGACGGACGAGAGCAAUAGGAACCGGAGAUUGGCGAGGAUAGCGACCGACGGAAAUGGACAGCAGCAAAAGCACUGGCUGAACAAGCGAGAGCAUACGUAGAACGACUGGCGUCGCCACGAGACGGCAUUUGAGGGUGCGACGGCCUUCCGGUCCGAAAAGUGCGGGCGUCUCGUCCUGGAAAGAGGGCCGGAGUCGCGAGAGAGAAACAGAGAAACGAACGAUGAAGGAUGGCAGCGAGGGCCUGGCGGAGCUCGUCAUGGCAGCGCAGGCUUACCUCGGCCAAGGCUCCGUGGACGACGGGUACCGGUACGAUUGGCAGCAGCUCGGUGCGAGCAGCAACCACAGCAAAGGAGCAGGAGGCAACAGUAUGGCGUGGACAAGUGAGGCGUGUCAGCAGUGCCCGCCUGUCGCAACGGCGACUGCGAUGGCUGGUGCGACAAUGACGGGAUGCUUGGGAGCACACUCGCACCUGGAUCCGUGCUGCAUUGCGCCAUGUCCCGUUGCCAGCAGCAGCGGUAGUGGCAGCAGCAGCAGCGGUGCUAAUAGCAACAGCAACAGCAGCGGUGGCAGCGGAGGGCCCUUGUCUUCGUCAGCGACUAUGAUCGCUCCCUCGCCGGCGGCCGCCUGCUGCGGUGACUCGGCUGCCCCUGCGACGGGACCGCUCUGCUGCGCCGAGGACCAGCCAGCGCAGAUUAUCGAGUGCCAGGACGAGGCAUGCAUCGACGAGCUGGACUGCAUGGGCCACGACGCCCCAGCUGCAGCACCGUGCGACGGGCGACCGGGAGAGCAGUGCAUCAGUGUAUGCGACGGCAUCAUGGCCCCACCGGCGUCUUCCUCGUCUCUGCGGCCAGGCGCCCGGCGCGGGCCCUCGCCAUGUGCCAAUCCAAAGCAGAAGCAGCAUCCACCGUCACAACAGCUGCAGCACCUGAAGCAGCACCACGCAGAAGAAGACAGCGGGACAAGCGAGACAAAGUGCGAGACAAAGUACUGCGCCUCGUGCGAAAAGGCCGAUCGCACCGACGAGGACGCACGCAACUUUAGCAGCUUCCAGGAGCUGCUCGACUGCUGCUGCUGCUCCGACGUCUACCUGGACCAGUGCUGCGGCGUCGUCGAUGGCGCUCCGGUCAAUGCGGCCGUCGACGGCAGCACGGCCUCCAUUGCCGAUGACUGCGACGAGUGCUUUCCCCUGCCGAUGACGAUGCUGCCACCGCCGCCGGCGUCGCUGCAGCCGCAUCACGCUUGCAUCGACGACGUGAUGCCCGUCCAGGGCUCGCCCAUGACGACCGUGACGGCCUCUGCGUCUGCGUCUGCGUCUGCGUCUGGCUCACGCUCGCGCUCGGCCUCGCUCUCUGUCUUUUCCUCGUCGAUGCACAACUCGCCCGCCACCGUCUCUUCGUUUGCCGAUGCCGCUGCGACGGCAAAGACAGAGGUGCACCCACAACCCCAGCCACAGUCGUCAAAGCACCACCGUCGCCGUGCAGGCGCCCAGCUUCCUGGUUCCCAUGACGACCACUUCUUCUUCCAGCAGCAACAGCAGCAACACGACGCUGGACCGCGCUGCCUGUUUGCCCAUGCCCACAGCCACGACGAGACGGGCAUGUGCCUCGACCCGGCGCUGACGCUCCACAGCAGCAGCGCCUCGCUCGGCUCUUCCACCCCUGCUCCGUCGUCCUCUUCGUCGCAGCAGCAGCAUGGUCUCCACUGGUCUCCUGCCGGCGACCACGUGUGCCAGUGGGCCGGCUGCGGCGUCCGGUGCGCCUCGGUGUCGGCGCUGGCCGAGCACGUCAACCGGGCCCACCUCGUCGCGCAUGCGUCGACGACGGAGGACCCGCACGGGGCACAGCACUACGCCGCUGCUCAGCAGCUGCUCGGCCACACGCAACCGUCCGACGAGCUGGCGUGGCGCUGCCUCUGGGACUCGUGCAGCCAGCCCACGCUCGACGGCGCCGCGGUGGGCAGCAGCCAUGGCGUGGACCCUGCUGCGGCGACGGACCUCGUCCUGCGCCACAUCCUCGACAGCCACCUCGGUGUUGCGCAGGAAGACUGCAGCCAGCCUGAUGAGCAUGGCGCGCACACACACCUGCCCCUGCCAAUGCAUGCAAAGACUGCCAAGAAGCGAGGCGCACCGCAGGCAGCGACACGGAGGAAGAAGCUGCGGGAGAUCGACGAAAAGAAGCAAGACGAGGAUGGAGAGGAGAGCGAGGAAGAGCAAGGAAGCGCUCAGAGCAAGGGCAAGGAGGAAGAGGAAGAAGGAGAAGAAGACGACUUCGACGAGGCGGCCCUCGCCCACGACUGCGGCUGCCCGCACGACGGCACGGCAGGCCACCCGUGCCGGUGGGAGGGCUGCGCGCGCUCGUUUGGCACCCACGACGCCCUCACCGCGCACAUCUCCACCGUCCACAUCGGCCGGGGCCGGGCGCAGUACGAGUGCCGCUGGCAGGGCUGCACCCGGGGCCCCGAGCGGAGCUUCUCGCAGCGCCAAAAGGUCAUGCGCCACGUCCAGACGCACACGGGCGACCGGCCCUUUCGCUGCACCGUCUGCGCGCGCCGCUUCUCCGAGGGCAACACGCUGGCCCAGCACAUGCGCACCCACACGCGUGAGAAGCCGUACGUGUGCACGCACCCGGGCUGCGGCAAGGCCUUUGCCGUCGCCGGCAGCCUCACCAUCCACCGGCGCAUGCACACGGGCGAGAAGCCGUUUGAGUGCGCGUGGUGCGGCCGCCGCUUCGCCGAGAGCUCCAACCUGACCAAGCAUGCGCGCAUCCACACGGGCGAGAAGCCGUUUCGCUGCCCCGAGGACGGCUGCGGGCGCACCUUUAGCCGGCCCGACCAGGCGGCGCGGCACCGCAAGACGCACGAGCGCGCCCGCCAGCGCGCGGCUGCCAAGUAA